GUCAACUUGGCCUAGGAAUUUUUUCUGAUAACAAAAGAACUAGUGCUAAAUGUCACGCUAAGUGUGUAAAAUGAAUAUGUAUGAACCUGUUGUGAAAUUGUAUGCAUAUGUAUUUGGGGAGAGAGAUAAAAAGGGGACCUGAAGAUCCCAGAGGUACGCAUGCCUUUUAAGGGGAGUAAUCCCCGCAUGCGUCCAGCGCUGCAAUAAACAUAUCGGCUUUACAACUUUUACAAAGUUGUGGAGUUUUUGAUUUUCUCCGCAAAACAUUUUGGCGAGCCAGCCAGGAGGUUCCAUCUCUGUCCCCGCAGGGCAGGAGGGAUAGAGGGACCUCCUAGACGCGCCCUGGGAUCUUCCCAGAGGAGCUCCGCUGUCUCGCUUCGCCUUCUGCGGAGACAGACAAGGACCUGCUGGCGUGCGGAAUAUUCGAGAUCUCCUGUGGACGAAAGAAGCCACACGGGCCUUUCACCAGCUAAAGAGUGCCCUCAUGUCAGCUCCAGCCCUAAGACUUCCAGAUGUAAGUAAACCAUUCUUUCUAUUUUCCCAUGAAAAACAGGGAAUUGCCUUGGGAAUACUGGCCCAGGACUUGGGUCCAUACCGGAGGGCAGUUGCUUACUUCUCUAAGCAACUAGAUGCAACAGCCAAAAGAUAGCCAGGUUGCCUUAGAGCUGUAGCAGCAGUUGUGGUGAAUAUUCAGGAGGCACUCAAGUUUACCCUGGGACAAAGAAUGACUGUGCUAGUGUCCCAUACAGUGUCCACAGUACUAGAAGAAAAGGGUGGCCAUUGGCUUUCACCACAGAGGUUCCUGAAAUACCAGGCCAUCAUGGUAGAGCAAGAUGAUGUAGAAAUAGUGGUGACUAAUAUUGUCAACCCAGCUUCCUUUCUCAGUGGAAAUCAAGGGGAAGCAGUGCACCACGAUUGCCUGGAGACCAUUGAAGCUACCUACUCCAGCCGCCCAGACUUAAAGGACACUCCUUUGGACGAUGCAGAGACCUGGUUCACUGACGGGAGUAGCUACGUUGCCAAUGGAAAGCGACAUGCUGGGUAUGCAGUGACCACCUGCAGAGAGGUAAUAGAAUCCGGACCCUUACCAACAGGCACCUCUGCACAGAAGGCCGAGAUAAUUGCCCUGACCCGUGCCUUAGAAAUGGCAAAAGGAAAGAAGAUAAACAUCUACACAGACUCGAGGUGUGCAUUCGGAGUCGUGCAUGCACAUGGAGCCAUCUGGAAAGAGAGGGGACUUCUGACCUCACAGGGAAAGAACAUCAAACAUGCACAAGAGAUAAUCCAGCUGUUAGAAGCAGUUCAGCUGCCUGAAAAGGUAGCAAUUAUGCAUAUCAAGGCACACCAAAGAGUGAGCUCAGAAUUGGAAGAAGGAAAUGAGCUGGCGGAUAGAGAGGCAAAGGAAGCAGCAAAAGGUGAGGUAACUAUUGAAGGAGCCCUAAUUCCAGAUGGACAAAUUUCCCUUGAAGUCUCUUACAGAGAAAACUUUGGAACCACAGUGGGAGGGACCGUUCCAGGUGCUUCUCACCACCUUCACUGCAAUCAAGAUCAAGGAGCAGAAUGCCUGGAUCCAUCACUCUCGAGUGAAGAAGGCCCAAGAAGCCCCCCCUUGGAGAGUGACAUGAGGAGACAGUGAACUGAGACUAAAGCUUACAUGGGCAAAAAUGAGUAUAUUGCAGUCGGGAGUGGUUCAUACUUUCACUUGCAGAAUUGUUUUGUAUAUAUUUAUAACUGAUCCUGCUAAUUUGGAAUUGGAGAAUACUACAAUGAGUAGCUAUGUUAACAUCCCUAUCAAAUGUACAUGGCAAAGCAUUGGGAGACACCUAUUGUCAUAGAGUCUGCAUUAAGUAAAAGAAUUUACUUAUAUUCUAGGAAAGGGGGGAAUGAGACAGAGUAGAAAUUUUCCAGGUUGCAGGGUAGAAAUCCUUUUUGAUUUAGGUUAAAUGUACAUCUUUUAGUUAAGCCUUGGAAUCUUAGCUGUUUAGUCUGAGCUCAGAAAAUUGCUCCAGUGAAGGACAGAGAUAAGGGCGGGGGAGA
Serinus canaria (Common canary) is the source of this 2037-nucleotide messenger RNA. RefSeq lists its product as uncharacterized. The record is from RefSeq and is a predicted model, not a curated record. The transcript has 3 exons. NCBI's taxonomy places the organism in Eukaryota, Metazoa, Chordata, Aves, Passeriformes, Fringillidae. Gene Ontology annotation, molecular function: nucleic acid binding; RNA-DNA hybrid ribonuclease activity. Gene Ontology annotation, biological process: DNA replication, removal of RNA primer. Bases 725 to 1636 code for a protein of 303 amino acids.